Didymosphaeria variabile is the source of this 1404-nucleotide messenger RNA. RefSeq lists its product as uncharacterized. The record is from RefSeq and is a predicted model, not a curated record. The coding region runs from base 1 to 1404 and encodes 467 amino acids. Lineage: Eukaryota; Fungi; Ascomycota; Dothideomycetes; Pleosporales; Didymosphaeriaceae. The transcript has a single exon.
AUGUCUUCCUUUACCUCAAGUCAUUCUGCGUCAAAGAAGCGCGCAGUACACACCCAAGACGACAUAGAAGCGCCUCGCGUUAAGAUCCCUCGAUCCGCUUUCACAUCAUUCGUAUCAGCGUCACUUCCCUCGUCACCACCUCUGCUGCCUCUCUCCUCGUCCCUUCCAGAGAUGCACUCCCAUGUGGGGCACCACGAUCGUGGCCUUCGUCUUCCGUUCUCACUAUCUAAUCUGGCUCCUGAAAACAGGUUCAAGAAGCGAUCACGUGUAUUUGACGAUGCGGGUGUUGGAGACAUCGAGAUUGUGGCGAACGUGAAUAAGCCAUCGAACAAGCCGCUUUCACUCAACUUGACCCGGAGCACGCCUCCGCCUGAAUUGGAAGAAACCGUGGCGCCGGUGCAGACGGAGUUUGAGGGUCCGAUAAAUCUAAUGGAUGCUCGCACCGGCCGAAUCGCCACGACACGCGAUCCUCGUGGUGGUUUUGGGUACGACCAGGACAUCAACUUCACGCCCGAAAGUAGCUUUAACAGCUUCAGCUCCGUGAAAACCGUCGUAAAACGUCCCAUCAGCUAUUCCGGCCUCGGACCGAUCAAUCUGGUGGACGUUCAUUCCAACAAGAUCGUCACGACGCGUGAUCCUCGCGGUGGCUUCGGAUACGAUCCGGACGUCAAUUUCACACCCAACAGCAGCUUCGAAUUAGUGCAGACAGCAGCACCGACUAGUCGCAACGUCCUCGAUUCUAGCAAGCGGCCAAUCUAUGCGGUGAGCCUAUUCGGGCCUCCACAGAACAACCUUACCAAGCAAGAGGAUGAUGACGAUUCGAGGACUGUUGUGGGCAGUCCGCAGGAUGUGUUCGAUACAGAUGAGAUCCCGUCAUUGAGUCAAUCCUCUUUCUCCGUCUCCGAGAUCAUUGAACCCAACUCCUCGUUCGAUGAUGUGCUUGUCUGCCGCGCCAACGGUGACUCAUCGUUCACAUCUCCAUCUACGAAGCCCUGCUCUGCGGCGGCAAACAUCAAAGACAUCUAUGAAGCGGAGUAUUUCGCGGGAAAGCUGCUUAAGUUGCGACCCGAUUCCGCCGGCAUUUGCGACACCAUGAUGUCUCGUCUGGAGCGCAUGGUCAAUGCCAAAAUUGCGACCGCAAAGCAGGUAGCGAAGGCGAGUAGGAAGAAAGUGGUGGCGCCGAAGCCCGUCGAUGCUGCAAUUCAGCUCCGCAAAUACUUGCUAGAGCAGAAGGAGACGCGCCUAGAGAUGGGGGAAGUCAAGGGAACGGUCAACCUUGAAAUUGGUUGGGCAGAUUGGCUCGUGAAGGUGACGCAGUCUGGGGUCGUUCAUCUGAAGCUCCCUGGCUGUACGUGUCGACCUGAAUUAAUGGCGGCUGAAGCAGAGCAAGAGGACUGGUCAUAG